UCUAGUGCUCUCUGGUCUGAUAAACGUGAAGUCUGAUACCCAGUCGUAGCCAGUCGAUUCGGUUAGUCGGCACAGUAAGUUGUGUCCGGGCGGAGACAUUUGUACCUUUUUUUUUAUUAGACAAUUAUAGAUCUCCCAACUAUACAUUUGAACUUUAUAUUGUAGAAGAUAUAGCCCUAUUGAUAUUCUUACUAACACAAAUUCGUAAUCUGAAGAAGUUGACAUCAAAUCUAAGCCAUGCUUUCGGCGUGUCUGGAGUAUCUGGGCCUGGGGUUUUGCGUCGCUGGAUCAUUACUGGGGAUGGUCGCAUGUGGUCUUCCCAUGUGGAAGGUGACUGCGUUCAUUGAGUCAAACAUUCUCGUCGCUCAGACCAUCUGGGACGGUCUCUGGAUGUCUUGCGUGGUGCAAAGCACAGGACAGAUGCAGUGCAAGACGCACGAUUCCGUUCUUGCCCUCACCCAAGACCUGCAGACGGCGCGAGCCCUCACCGUGAUCUCGGCCGUGUUAGGGGCUGCCGGGCUGACAGUAACGAUUGCAGGUGCCCAGUGUACCAACUGCCUCACAACCGAAUCGGUAAAAGCCAAGGUUGUUAACGCUGGUGGAGUGAUCUACAUAAUCAGUGGGCUAUUUGCCCUGGCUCCUCUCUGCUGGAUGGCCAACCGAAUCAUAGUCGACUUUUACGACCCUGCGGUGCCACCGUCCAUGAAAAGAGAGAUUGGAGCCUCGAUCUACAUCGGCUGGGCUGCAACGGCCCUGCUCCUGCUCGGGGGAACCUUGCUGUGUUGCUCCUGUCCUGAGAAUGUGAGGGGCGCCUACUCCAUCAAAUAUGCUCCCACUAAAAGCAUCACUUCCAACGGUGAAUUUGAUAAAAAACAUUAUGUGUAGGCCGAUAAAGUGGACUUGUGCGCAAAAAUCGGACCAAAUCUCUCCGAUGUGAACCAGAAAGUAAUGGGUCACAUUGGUAUUUGUGGACAUACCGAAUCAACUUAAGUGUUGCCUCAACUGUGAUUUUUGCAUGAUUUAGAUUCUUCUAAAUGAUGUUCAUUUUCCCACAGUUAUUAUAUAGACAUUUUGUUUAUGCCUAGUGUAUAAUGUUGUGACUGUCGGACGCAUAUGGGCCAUUGUCUUGCCCAAGUGGUAUGACAUGGUGUGUGAACUAUCUGAAUGCCGUAUUGUUCUUUCCAGUGUCUGGUUAUUAAUAGUUACGUCCGGAGAGAUGUAUUUUUUAGUCUAUUUCCACAUAGAUGAUUCCUUUGUAGCGUAGCCUACUGAGACCGAUGUGAUUUCCUAUUGUAAUCCAAGGGGCUCAUUUACAUAUGAAUGCAUUUGCUCUGCAGUUUUCAUGUAUCAAAUGAUUGUUUUCUUCCACAAUGUAUUGUUAUAUAUCCGUUUUUUGUAAUAAACAAUAUUGUACAAGC
Messenger RNA from Osmerus eperlanus (European smelt), 1418 nucleotides. RefSeq names its product claudin 5b (gene cldn5b). Gene Ontology annotation, biological process: bicellular tight junction assembly; cell adhesion. The record is from RefSeq and is a predicted model, not a curated record. The transcript has a single exon. NCBI's taxonomy places the organism in Eukaryota, Metazoa, Chordata, Actinopteri, Osmeriformes, Osmeridae. Gene Ontology annotation, molecular function: structural molecule activity. Gene Ontology annotation, cellular component: bicellular tight junction; plasma membrane. The coding region runs from base 238 to 885 and encodes 215 amino acids.